This is a messenger RNA of Aaosphaeria arxii CBS 175.79, 2429 nucleotides long. RefSeq lists its product as uncharacterized. The transcript has a single exon. Bases 234 to 2222 code for a protein of 662 amino acids. The record is from RefSeq and is a predicted model, not a curated record. NCBI's taxonomy places the organism in Eukaryota, Fungi, Ascomycota, Dothideomycetes, Pleosporales.
UUACGAGUAUAUACCAACAUUCCUAACCACGUCCUCAAUCAUGUCCCCGACAUUCCUAUUAAUUCUACCCUCCUAGCCUAUAUCAUCGACAUCGCAUCUUCCUAACACCUCCAUAACAUGGGGUGAAGUUGGUCGCACCCUCGUAUUUGAGCAACAGAACCCCACCAUCUCAUCCGCAUAACUACCUCCGCCUCCCUAGCUAGACAAGGGAGAAGCUCCCCACAAGGCUGAAGAUGUCUUCGGUCUUUGCCUCCAUCGUGAGGCCUGGGCGACCUCCUCGCGCGAAUAGUAAUCACACGAAUGCCUCCGCUGAUAUCCUACAACCACCGUCCCCCGAGACCGUUGCCGCUGACGCGGACGAGCCCGACCUGCGCGAGUUGAACGCUUCCCUACAAGCCCUUAUCGAAAUCUUUCCCGAUAUACAGCCUGAGGUCUUUCGUGAGAUGUUGCAAUCUUUCAGUGAGGAUAGUAGAUUGCAGGUUGUAACAGAGACGCUUAUGAAGCAUCGUAAGAAAUGGGUGCGGGGUCGGUACCGGAUGCCAGCAGAGCAGGAGGAGCAACAAGAGGCAGCACACCAGUACAAGUACCGUGAUGCUGAUCAGCAGAAGGAUACACGCGGGAUUCCUCUAGCCUUGGAAGAUACCUUUAGGUCGAAAGCCUACCGUGAAGCAGCCAAAGAGGCGCUAUACCAUGAGUUCAAGGGCUUGCGGCAUUCUACCGUGAAGGCAGUACUUGCAGAAUAUAACUGGGGAUAUUCCCAGGCAAGGCCUACUCUAUUGACACUGUCAUCUAGCAGCUGGCGCUCGUCAAUAACGAACUUUUUCAUGCGGCGUAAGGCGCCAAGUGCGAAAGAUCAUCCUCACGUAGUCUGGACAACCCUGGAUGCGAAGAACGGCCAGCAAAAGAUCCCACUACUUGUGAAGACGCGGAGCAGAGAACUGGACCAUGAACUUUAUCAAACGCUCAUAGCACCAGAACUCGAGAAGCAACGGAUAGAACAAAUUUCACUAGACAGAGAACUUGCCCUGAAAUUGAACGAAGAAACCGCAGAAGAGCUGGAAGAGAUGUACGAUUGCGAAUGUUGUUUCAUUCCAAAUACGCUUGAUCAGAUGUCCACCUGUGACAUGGAUGGCCACUACAUCUGCUUCCGUUGCAUUCGCUUCGCCAUCAAUGCCGCGUUGUAUGAUCAAGGCUGGGCACGCAAUAUGAAUACCGAGCUUGGUACACUUCGCUGCAUUGCUCCGAUCACAGACGGAACCGAUGAUUGCACGGGAUGCGUGCCUCUUUCUUUCGUAAGACGUGCGCUACUUGAAGAAACAGACGGCCAGGAUACGCUGCACAAGCUCGACGAACGCUUCUCAUCUGAAGCACUGCUCAAGUCCCAGUUACCACUCUUGCAUUGCCCCUUUUGCUCCUACGCCGAGGUAGACGAAUUGGCUCUUCCGGGCAAUAACCUUCUCCGAGGCCUACGCUUGAAACGAAGGCCUCUUCUUCUCGCUGUUCCUUUGCUUGAGCUCUUCUGUUUCGAAAUCUUCCGCGUUGUUCUCCAGGUCCUUAUCCUUCUGGUUUCCCUGAUUGUACUGAUGAAUUACCUGCUCCCAACGCCAUUCUCUUUCCUUAGGCCUCUGAAAUCGAGCAUUCGCCAGAUCCAUCUAAGGCGUCGCGGCUUACGAUUCCAGUGUCUUUCUCCACAAUGUGGUCGUUACUCCUGCGUUUCCUGCUCUGCGCCAUGGCACGAUCCACACGUCUGCUAUUCGUCACAGUUAGAAUCUCUACGUGCGACGCUAGACCGCGCAACAACAGAUGCCAUCAAGCGAACGUGCCCAAAGUGCAACCUAGGCUUCGUCAAGCUGGAGGGUUGCAACAAGCUUGUCUGCUUGUGCGGGUACGUCAUGUGCUAUGUCUGCCGCGAGGGCCUAGGUAGCCAAGGGUAUACGCAUUUCUGCCAACACUUCCGGGACACACCAGGUCGACCCUGUGCCGAGUGCAACAAAUGCGAUCUCUACCGCGUAGAAGACGACGAUCUAGCUGUUGCGAGGGCCAAAGAGGUCGCGGCGGCAGCAUGGUGGGAAAAGCAAGGCAACACCACCGGCAAGGAUCUCCAGAGAGAAGUAGCUGGAGAAUUGAAGGUAUACCAAGACCGGAGUACCAAAUCUAUACUACGAUUCUGGAGGAAUUGGGAAGUUUGGCUGGAGAAACUCAUAGAAGCGCUGGUGGUUUGAUGCCUCGUACUCCUCUUUCUCUUUCCUUCAGCGACCUCGGGCUUACAGGCCCAUGGUCUGUUACUCGAUUUAAUGGCUGCACCUUGAAGGCUCUUUUCACGAUAUGAUACCCACGCCCUGAUAUGCAGCGUCCUUAUGAUGUAUUAUAGUCCUUACUCUACCUACAAUCCCGCUCUAAUCAAUGAUAUCAUACAUGUUCAAGACCAC